AUGGCCGAGGUCAGCACUAUUGUUUUCUCGGCUGAUUCCGCUGGAAAAGAUCUUGGACCACGAUUGGGUCUAAAAAAGUCCAGCUCACUGGAGAGUCUGCAGACAGCAGUGGCAGAAGUCAAGAAGAAUGAUCUUCCUUUCUACAGACCUAGACCACAUAUGGUCCGUGGUAGGGGUUGUAAUGAGAGCUUCCGGGCUGCAAUUGAUAAGUCUUAUGAUGGACCAGAAGCCGAGGAAGAUGCUCUUUCUGAUGUGAGUUCCCACUCCAGUCGAGCAACUCCAAAUAGUGAGUCUGCCACAAUGGAGAAUGCAGAGCUAGAAGAUAAUGAUAAAGUAAAGAAAGAAAAGAAAAAAAGAGAUAAGAAAAAAGAUAAGGAAAAGGACAAAUCAAAAGUAAAAGAUAAGAAAAAGAAGGAGGAAACUGAGGAUCAGGAGAAAAAAGCUAAGAAAAAAGGUUUUGGUGCAAUGCUUAGGUUUGGGAAAAAGAAUAAAGAUGACAAAGGAGGCAAAGUUGAUCAGAAAGCUAGUCCUAAAACUGCCAGGAAAGAAGAGGAGCAAGAUGUUGAAAAAAUGAAGGAAGAACGUGAUAGGAUAAAUGUAAAGCAUCAAGACAUACGUGAAAAACAGGUGAAAGUGUUAUGGGACCUCGGUGCAAGUCAUGCUAUGGAGGAUGAUGACAUGGACCCUAGUUAUGCCAGGAUAAACCACUUUAAGGAGUCACCUCCAAGUCACAGCUCCCAUAGGCCUUAUUCUCCUCCAAAGCUUGGGGUGUAUAGCUACACAAGGAACCCACUUGCUCCUGUCUCAGAGAGGGAUCAAGUUCAAGACCUUUAUGGUAAAAUAAACAAGAGGCAGCAAGCACAGGAAACAGAUGACAGUGGCCGCUCAAAAUCUGGGAAUGCAGACCGUAUCCAGCAGCUACGGAUGGAGUAUCAGCAGGCAAAACGGGAAGGCUUCUAUGAAAUGGACGAUAUGGCAGGACAACCUCUAGAGUAUGAACAAACAUGGGUCCCGGUACGAGGUCCUGGUGGAUCCCACAACCUCUCUUAUGACCGGAUGGAAAGGCAGUAUGCAUCAUUACCCAGACCAGGCCCAGUGGAUGCUUUGGAGUAUGUGGCUGGACCUCAGGCAAUGUACAUGGAGAGGGACCCGCCUUAUUACUAUGAUGUUGCUGCAUCAAACACUAGAGGUACUUAUUCCAGGUCCAAAGUACAUCAAGAAGAUAACUACAGAUAUCCUCCAUAUCAGGCACCACCAACCAAAGGUCCUCUGCGUCAAGAUGUUCCACCCUCACCACCGCAAAGUCAUCGAAUGCCUGGAUAUGGUACUGGAGGAAGAUCAGGACAAGAUCGGUACCAGUACAGAAGCCAAGAUCCUAAACAGAAAAAUGCCAUGACUGCUGCUGUAUAGUCUACAUUCCAGUAAAAUAUGUCUGGAGUUCAACAUACUAUGAAAUGAAAGGACAUGGCCAGCUUUCAGCUGCUAACAGUGUAACCGCAAAAACUAUUUUACGGUACCCCAAUGGAAAGGUGUUAGAAACAUAGCCUUAUGUAAAUCAAUAUCUGUUCACAGCACAGUGCAGUUUUGAUGCCUUCAAUCUAUCUAUACAAAUAUAGAUUAUAACCACGUGCAUUUUGUACGGUAUUUCAAUUUCCUGAAGAUAAAGGAAUUUUAGAUAUUUGGAAUUUUUUUACCUGAUUUG
Nanorana parkeri is the source of this 1702-nucleotide messenger RNA. It is a transcript of the gene PARD3B, whose product is annotated as par-3 family cell polarity regulator beta. Gene Ontology annotation, cellular component: adherens junction; apical junction complex; apical plasma membrane. The transcript is spliced from 8 exons. The coding region runs from base 1 to 1410 and encodes 469 amino acids. Gene Ontology annotation, molecular function: phosphatidylinositol binding. Lineage: Eukaryota; Metazoa; Chordata; Amphibia; Anura; Dicroglossidae. The record is from RefSeq and is a predicted model, not a curated record. Gene Ontology annotation, biological process: cell adhesion; intracellular protein localization; microtubule cytoskeleton organization.